Messenger RNA from Thamnophis elegans (Western terrestrial garter snake), 5525 nucleotides. Its product is annotated as zinc finger protein 420-like. Lineage: Eukaryota; Metazoa; Chordata; Lepidosauria; Squamata; Natricidae. The record is from RefSeq and is a predicted model, not a curated record. The coding region runs from base 381 to 3371 and encodes 996 amino acids. Gene Ontology annotation, biological process: regulation of transcription by RNA polymerase II. The transcript is spliced from 4 exons. Gene Ontology annotation, molecular function: DNA-binding transcription factor activity, RNA polymerase II-specific; RNA polymerase II cis-regulatory region sequence-specific DNA binding.
UUUCUCCUCUUGACACUCCGGGAUGUGCAGUUCGCCGUCGGUGCGCAGAGGAGCCGAGACGGCGGCUGCGAGCGGAGGGUGGGGAAGCGGAGCCGCCGGUGCAAAAGAGCGGGUGCCUCGGGGCUGCGGCUCCUAAGGGAAGGGAGGGCAGACAGCCCGCUCGCUUCCCACCCAUCCCAAUCUUAGAGGAGGAAGUCGGUUGAGAGAAGACGCUCCCAGUUUUUCUGUAGGUGAGAAGCUCUGAAAUCUCAUCAUCUGUCCCUUGUAAGUACCACUCUGAACUUGCCCAAACGUGGACUCACAACCCCCUCGAUCAUGUCCGCAGAAAGAAACCAGUGCUGGGCUGGGAAGGCGAGCGGUUGAGCAGAGCCGAGGCCGAAAUGGCGGCCGAGCAACGGGAGGUGUCCUCUGUGGGCCUCCACCCGUACGAAACCAGGGUGGAAAAAGGAGUCAAAAUGGAGGAGUUCGAAAGAAAUAGCCUUGCGUUGGCCGGCCCAACCCGGUUCAGGAGGAGCCCUUACGUGGUCCAAACUUUCACCGUCGGGGAGCAUUUUAGCCGGAUGACAGCCAAGCCAACGGAGCGGGACCUCGGGGAAGGGAGGCUGUCGCCAUGUUGGGAAGCCCAAUGGCGGGACAUCCUGAAGAACACACAGUCCCCUUAUUCGGGGUGGGGCCACCCCCAGAUCCCGGUUCCUGCUGAAACCAGGGCUGGUGAAGAGCUCCUACAAGAAGAGGCAGGUGGGAUUCUGCCACCUGAGAGGCCCCUCAGGACCAUUUCGGAUGCAGACCCCGCCGAACAAGGGGAGGAUGGAGAGGUGAAGGGAGAGGGCCAAGCCCAGGAGAUGCCCAGCGCGGAACUGCAUCGGCAACACUUCCGCUGGCUUUGCUACCAGGAGGCAGAAGGGCCUUGGGACGUCUGCGCCCGGCUGCGGGAGCUGUGCCUCAACUGGCUGCAGCCGGAGCUGAAUUCGAAAGAACGGAUGGUGGAGCUGGUGGUCCUGGAGCAGUUCUUGGCCAUCUUGCCUGAGGACAUCCAGGGCUGGGUAGGAGAAAGCGGGCCGGAGACCUGUGCCCAGGCGGUGGCCUUGGUGGAGGACUAUCUGCUGAGGCAGCAAGAGACUGAGAGGUGGAAACAGGAAGUACUAGGAGAGUUUGAAGAAGUAGCAAUGAGUUUUUCGAGAGAAGAUGACACUGGCGAAAAACAGCCUUGCCGGGAAAUCAAGCAAGAGCAGGCCAACUGGUUGGAUAAGUGGGAGAGUGAGGAUGAAGAGGCCGUGUUUGAAGCAUUAUUGGAAAAAGCCGAAACUCAAGUCCUAGAAGAAAACUUUGGAGAACAAGAGGCAUCAAGGUGGGAGCAGAGAUUCCCCAUAGACAAGAGACGAAACAACGCCAUUCUCGGCGAGAGCGGGAUUUCCAGGGAGCGUGUCUUGGAGGACAGAACGCCAACAGGAAAGCGAAGACACGUGUGCGCUAUUUGUGGGAAGGGCUUCACUCAGAAAUCCAACCUCAACCGGCAUCAGAGAACCCACGUGGGAGGAAAGACAUUUCAGUGCUUAAAGUGCGGGAAAAACUUCAAAUGGGAAACCAGUUUUAUGCGACACCAGCGAUUCCAUACCGGCGAGAAGCCUUACCCCUGUGUGGACUGCGGGAAAUGCUUCAGUCGGAGCGCAAAUCUCAUCAUUCACCAGCGGAUCCACACCGGGGAGAAACCCCACCAGUGUGUAGACUGCGGGCAGAGUUUUAGCCAAGUUUCCAAUCUUGUUCGGCACCACCGAGUCCACACCGGGGAGAAACCGUACAAAUGCCUGGAGUGCGAGAAGAGCUUCACUCAGAAAUCCAACCUCGUCAAGCAUCAGAGUGUCCAUUUGGGAGACAAGCCGCCCCGACGCUCGGCUAAUGGGAAGCGACUCAGCCAGAGGUCCAGUCAUAAGAGAUUGGACAGGGAUCCCCUUGGGGAAAAUCCCUGUCAGUGCUUCAAGUGCGGGAAGGUCUUUUCCCGGAAAGGCAACCUCCUCCGGCAUCAGAGCAUCCACACAAAAGACAAGCCGCACAAAUGCCUCGAAUGCGGGAAGCGGUUCAACCAGAGGACCAACCUGAAUGCACAUCAAAGGAUCCAUACUGGGGAGAAACCGUACCGAUGUCCGGACUGUGGGAAGAGCUUCCGGUGGAGGGCGCACCUGAUCAUCCACAAGCGCUUGCACACCGGCGAGAAGCCGCACAAAUGCGUUGACUGUGGGCAGAGCUUCAGCCAGCGGUCCAAUCUGGUGAGGCACCUCCGAAUCCACACGGGGGAGAAGCCGUACAAGUGCUCUGAGUGCGAGAAGAGCUUUGGGCAGAAAUCCAACCUUCUCAAGCAUCAGAAGAUUCACACAGGGGACAGUGCCCUCCAUCAGCCGACCGGGAGCGUCAGACAGGACCCAAUGGGAGAGGAACCCUAUCAGUGUUUCAGGUGUGGGAAAAUGUUCACCCGCCGGGGCAACCUUCUGAGACACCAGAGCAUCCACACCCGAGAAAAACCUCACAAGUGCUCCGACUGUGGGAAGAGGUUCAAUCAGAGAGCCAACCUCACCAGCCAUCAGAGGAUUCACACCGGGGAGAAACCCUUCGCCUGUCUUGACUGUGGGAAAUGUUUUCGCCAGAGCCCUCACCUGAUUAAACACCAGAAAGUCCACGCAGAGGAGAAGGCUUCCUACAACCAUGGCUCAGAUGAUGGGGCGAGCAUCAGCCUGGAGCCGGGCCACAGGAGCCACGAGAGGAUCUACCUGAGAGGCAAUCCAUAUCAGUGCAUGAAGUGCGGGAAGAUGUUCAACUGGCAAUCGAAUUUCAUCCGGCAUCAAAAAAUCCACGCGGGCGAAGAACCGCGCCAGUGCUUGGAUUGCGGGAAGACCUUCAAUCGGAGGAAGAACUUUGUGGCUCACCAGAGAAUCCACACGAAAGAGAAGCCCCAUCAGUGCACCGAGUGCGGGCAGACCUUCACCUGGGAAGCACACCUGGUGAUCCAUCAAAGGAUCCACACGGGAGAAAAACCUCACACCUGUGUUGAGUGCGGGCAGAGUUUCAGCCAGAGGUCCAACCUCAUCCGGCAUCAGAGGAUCCACACGGGAGAGAAACCUUACGCUUGCGCGGAGUGCGGCCAGAGUUUCACGCAAAGGACGCACCUUGUGGUGCACCAGAGAACCCACACGGGGGAGAAGCCGCAUACGUGCGUGGAGUGCGGGCAAGGCUUCAGCCAGAGGGCGCACCUGAUUGUCCACCGGAGAAUCCACACGGGAGAGAAGCCGUAUCGGUGCACGGACUGCGGACAAGGCUUCUGCCAAAGAUCCAAUCUUACCAGACAUCAGAGGUCCCAUGACUGUGAGAAACAAAAAUAGGAAACGGGAAGGAAUACCCCGCUGGAAGGUUGUGUCUUGAGUCUCAGUCAUCCACGCAUGAGGAAUCGGGGAUGACGGAGAAUGGCCAUGUUCAGUUGGUAUGGUCAUUUGGUGGGGACAAACCAAAUUGGUCUUUAUGGAAGGGUCCUCCCAAGGACACACAGAGCCUGAACUAUAAAAUAUGCAGAGUUGUGAAACAGUUUGAGGGCGCCGAUGGUAUUAAACAGAAACCCCCCUCUUCAAAAUGGCUACUGGUGUCUUGACUUUUAUAGCAGUGUUUCUCAAACUUAAGGUUAUUGUUUUAAGGCCGUGUUUCUCAACCUUAACCACUUUUAAGAUAUGUGGACUUCACCUCCCAGAAUUCCCCAGCCAGCAUGGGAGUUAAAGUCCCCCUGUCUUUAAAAAGUCGCCAACUUUGAGAUACGCUGUUUUACAGAAUGACGUCACCAGUAAAAACGCACUGGUUUACCAAAUAUCCUUGCUCUUCCCUGCUGCCUUUCCGUCACUUGGCCCUCCGACAGUUCCCGCUGCCCGUCGUCGUUCCUCUUUUCUAACCCAAUGGAAGUUGAGAAAGAAAUUAUGGGAAGAAGAUUGUACGUCAGCGCCAUUAUUUCUGGAAAAAGGAGCAGCUGGGGCACCAAAUUGAGGGCAGACACUGAUGAAAGAAAAACUUGGUUUGUAAAUGAACUAGAUAAGGUUGGAGAGCGCAGAGAAGAGCAGCCCCCCUUCCAAUUCUCUCAUAUGGGUCACAUGACUAGCAGGGAGGAGGGGCUUAGAAGGGAGGAUUUCACAGGAUUCUGGGCCUCCAUUCUAAGCUCCUCCCCCUAUUAGUCAUGGGGCGCGUAGCACAGCGCAUAAAACAGUGUUUCUCAACUAUUUGGCAACUUUUAAAGAUAUUUGGACUUCAACUCCCAGAAUUCCCCAGCCAGCAUGGUUGGCAGGGGAAUUCUGGGAGUUGAAGUCCAUGCAUCUUCAAGUUGUGAAACAGUGCACUGUGGGGUCCCAGGAUGCCGCACACCAAACAACUUAGUCUUGGUCCAAAGAAGAUCCUUGGGACUGUUUGCCCUGUGCAACAUUGUGACUUUGUGUUUGUGAUCACAGCCUUAGAAAAAUUCCAGGGAUGCAGCUGACACCUAAAACCAAUCCAGGAACACCCCUGUCUGAGGACUCUUAAACUCCCUUUCCUCCGAGCCGCUUCAUGCCAUUUGAAUUGCUCUCGUCCUGUGCUCCAUGGAGGUAGUUGUCAAUCUUUUUGAAUCCGCUACAGCACAAAUCAUCCCUUUUCACCUCCCGCAGAAGGCCAAACUAGGACCGCUGGGGUAUAGUAUCCAAUAUAUCCGUACUUCUCUGGCACUCCAGAAAAUGAUGAAUGGUAUACAGGUAGACCUCGGCUUAACGAUCACAAUUGACCCCAAAAAUAUCUGUUGCGAAAACGGAUAGAGUCUUCUGCCCAGGCAGGGGGUUGGACUAGAUGACCUCUGAAGGCCCUUCCAACUCUUAUUCUGAAAUGUAAACUGCCUCCUUCCUCUCUCUUUCCUUCCUAAAACAUCCUCCCUCAAGUCUCGAGUCGUGAGCAGGGAAUGUCGUUUUUGGAUUUCCCCGUCAGCUCUUGAUUCUUCCCUUGGAAGAAGAAAGGCUGAGCUUAAUUCCCAGGGAGGAUGGACUUAUCUCUUUUUCUCUCUUGUGGCAACUUCAAGAUGGAGGUGGACUUCAACUCCCAGCAUGGCUGGCUGGGGAAUUCUGGGAGUUGAAGUCCACCUCCAUCUUGAAGUUGCCGCACGAGAGAAAGACCAGCAUCAUUAACCUCAACUGAUAAUGAAGCAGGAUUCCCCCCCCCCCCCAAAAAAAAAGGCGUUAGACAGGAUGGUUGCUGAGUCGGCAUAGCUUUAAAGGGCAAGAAAAAAAUCUAAGAAGGGGCCACCACCAUGCAACCUUUAAAAGAAAGAGGCAGGGCUUCUGUCACAGUGACGGCGCCAUCUUAACUUUACUGAUGCCUCUUAAGGCCCCCUGUAAUUGAGGAGAAAUCUUUGUACAUGCUAAAGUGACUCUAAACAGUUACCUGAAGGUGGAAAACCACCUGGUGGCAUAAAAAAUCAUUGGGGAUUUGGGGGGGGGGGAGGAUGAAAAAUAGUGGUGUUUUAAUUUAUUUUUUAG